AAAUCAUUAUAUGAAAUAUGAAUAUGACAGAUUUUUUCAACCUAUUCCUAUGGAUGAGAAGCUCUCACAAGAUUGCGACUUCUUCUUGAGGUCUACUGAAAUUUUGUCAUUACCAGACGUUUGUCUAAACGGAAAUUGACAUAGCAGAACGGUUUAGAGACUACACAUGCACAUGGUUAGGCAGUAUUUGGGGUUGAACAUCAAAUAUGGCAGAAGUAGAUGCAUCUCCCAAGAAUGCUGACAGCGCGGGUGAUAGUGGAAAAUCAUUUUUCGACAGACCAAAAGCACAAAAAGAUGUCCGUUAUCCUAUUAUGGUGACAUAUUGUGGAGAAUGCUCUUUACCAAUAGAAUACUGUGAAUAUCAUCCAAAUUAUGAGCGAUGUAAAAAAUGGUUGGAAGACCACCUUCCCGAGGAGUUUGAGAAACUAAUGGAGAAAAAAGAGGAUGGCGGCGGUGGAGAGGAAGACGAUGAUAAAAAAUCCAGGAGACAAAAACGAGGAGGAAAGGGAAUGAUCAAAACAAAGAAAAAAGCCGAACCCCAGGGAGUGAAGCUAGCUCUGUCAAAACGGGGCAAGAAAAAGAUGGUUACUAUAGUGAUGGGUUUAGGGACAUAUGAAAUUGAUCUGAAAGAUGCAAGCAAAUUCUUUUCAUCCAAGUUUUCAUGUGGGUCAUCUGUUACUGGUGAUGACGAGAUAGUGAUACAGGGAGAUGUGAAGGAGGAUUUGCUGGAUAUCCUCUCAGAGAAAUGGCCAGAGAUUGAUGAGGAUGACAUUGAUGAUCUGGGAGAAAUGAAGAAAUGAAAGAAGCUAAUUUUAUUUUGUUGGGUUGGGG
This is a messenger RNA of Liolophura sinensis, 831 nucleotides long. RefSeq names its product density-regulated protein homolog. Gene Ontology annotation, molecular function: translation initiation factor activity; mRNA binding. The coding region runs from base 207 to 800 and encodes 197 amino acids. Gene Ontology annotation, biological process: formation of translation preinitiation complex; translation reinitiation. Lineage: Eukaryota; Metazoa; Mollusca; Polyplacophora; Chitonida; Chitonidae. The transcript has 7 exons. The record is from RefSeq and is a predicted model, not a curated record.